Molecule: messenger RNA, 1205 nt
Organism: Haliotis rufescens (red abalone)
Lineage: Eukaryota; Metazoa; Mollusca; Gastropoda; Lepetellida; Haliotidae
Product: putative N-acetylated-alpha-linked acidic dipeptidase
Exons: 3
Coding region: 33-350 (105 amino acids)
Molecular function (GO): carboxypeptidase activity
Source: RefSeq, a predicted model, not a curated record
UGGUUGAUGCCUUCAAUGAAAGAGUCGCCACAAUGAACAGGAAUGACCCUAUGGCUAUUCGGGCUGUCAAUGACCAGCUGACAUUAUUGGAGAAAGCGUUCUUGAACAAUAAUGGCUUACCAGGCAGGCCCUAUAAAAAACACCUCCUCCUGGCUGAGAGCAGCACAGACUCCUACGCCAGUAGUAGUUUCCCUGGCCUGGUUGACCUGCUGUUUGAGAUAGAGAAGGCCCCGGAUGUGGAUGCACGCUGGGAACGUGUCAAGAGACAUUUCUCCGUCAUUCUGUUCACCAUCGACUCGGCGGCGUCAACUCUACGGGAUGUCAUACGAUUCAUUCCAGAAAAUGAAUAACUUCCUUUCUUUUGUUCUUUUUUAUAUUGGAUUUUUAAUGCAAUUUAUAGUAAUAUUCGCUUAACGAUAGAAAUAAGGUCAGCAUUUUAUACUUUUGAAAGUCGUUGUUGCCAGUUCCGCUCUACAUGGUUAUUCUGGUUUUCUGGGUUGACGUUUUACCCUAUUACAACAUUGUUACCCAGAUAACACUAUUAUUCUUGGAUUUCCAAUGUUGGCCCAAUGAAGCGAAAACUUUUAGUUUGAAAUAUUUAAAAAUCCAAGAUGUACUGUAGCUUGCCUCCAACUUUCGGCGAUAAUUGAGGAUAAUUUAAUCCAGAAUAUUAUGUUCCGGAGGAACAUUUACUAUAAUAAUUUCUUUACAGGUGCCAGGUAUUCCUUGUCUGAUGGUGUGACAGUUUGAUACAGAGCAUGUACAUGUAGCCAUACUCAUGAUUAUUUUCACAAUCCAUUAUUAUAUAUAAGCAUUUUCUUUUUGUAGAAAUAUUUUGCAAUGUUAUUUUCUAUAUACUUAUAGAAUCCGUUCAGCACAAGUAUUUACCUAUUAACCAUAGUGUUCUAUGUUCGGUGCACCCUUUGUUUAUAAUUUAGUUCUUUUGGUUGUGUUGUAUGAACCUAUAUAAUCUGCGUAGCCAUCAAGCAGCAAUGUACAGCUGACACGUAACAUCAUGAACACUGUCCCUAGAUGUACCCUUAUGAUAAACAGAAGUGUAUUCAGCUCAAAUAAUUCUUAAUGAUUAACCAGAUUCAGUUGUAUUUAUGUACGAUCGUUGAUGGGUAGUUGAGUGAUGAGGUUACAGAAUUUCUACACUUUCAUUUGCCCUUGGUAAUAAAGAUGUAUUUGUCGAUAAGGUAAAA